Spinacia oleracea (spinach) is the source of this 3141-nucleotide messenger RNA. RefSeq lists its product as uncharacterized. The transcript is spliced from 5 exons. NCBI's taxonomy places the organism in Eukaryota, Viridiplantae, Streptophyta, Magnoliopsida, Caryophyllales, Amaranthaceae. The record is from RefSeq and is a predicted model, not a curated record. The coding region runs from base 1525 to 2670 and encodes 381 amino acids.
CCGCCAAACAGAUCGAUAAGCUUCUCUUCUCUUCACAUCUCUUCUCUUCACAUCUCUUCUCUUCACCGCGCGACUCCACCACCACCAUAACCACCACCACCACCUUCCUCACCGCGCGGCUCCACCACCACCAUCUGAAGGAGAGUUUCCCCACCGUCGUCUUCCCUAUCUCGGUUGACUCUGUUUCACACAGUGCCGCAAUAUAUCAAGGUUAGGUUAUAAUUGAUUCUUGUUUUGCUUGGUCUUAAAAUUCAGUUUCUCUUCAAUUAGUUGAGCAUAAUGAGUUGAUUAUGCAGAGAAUUUAGGCUAAUGUUUCAAUAUUGGAUGAAUUUACAAAUUAGGGUUUGAUAUUUGUGGUUUUUCUAGUUCAGUUACAAAAUAGAUGUUAGGUUAAAUUUUUCUAGUUCAGUUACAAAAUAGAAGUUAGUGAUAUGGGUUUUGUGUCUAAAUGAUGAAGGUCUCUUUUAUGGUGAUGGUUUAUGUAAGCUAUGUGAGUAGCUCGAUCCAAAGUAUGCAGAUGAAAUGAAGUGUUUGAACUUUUAAGUGGAGCGAAUCGAUAUGAAUCUGUUGAAAAUAUGUCUGCAUAAAAUAUACUCAUGUGUUCAUUGUAAUAUUGAUAGUUUAUUAAUGAUGUAAACUAAUCGUUGAUAUUGGAUUGUAGCUUUAUAGGCUCUAAAAUUACCAUAGCUUGAUGUAUUCACUAUAGUAUAUUGUGAUGUUUUUUGUACACGCUUAUCUACAAUAUUCUGAUGUAUGACAGUGGAGACUGUUGUUGCUGCUGCUUUGAUUUUCAAGUUCUUUUAGUUCCAUUUUUAUUAUGCUACAAUAUUGCUCUUGCUAUUGUUGAGUUCCUAUUCUGGGGUUUUGUGAGAUCGGAAACUGUCCAUAGACAGCUGCCUGUGGGGCUUUGACAGGUUCAACAAGGACUAAAAUAGGUGCAACAAUAAACUUUGUCACCUUCUACUUGGUUGCAUUGCCUGUACUAGUUGUUAUGGCAUUUUCGGUCAAGGUUGGAUUUAUCGGUCUGUGGUUUGGGCUCGCAGCAGCUCAACCAGCUGGUGUACCUGAUGCAACCAGCUGGUGUACCUGAUAUAGCCUGCUACAGUAUCUGAUAAUAACGCAGAUUGUAAACACUUCUUUAUUGCAAGUAUUAUGUUAACGGUGUGAAAAAAACUAGUCUGCCCCCCUAGAGAUUUUUUUAGUCUUUUUUUGUUUCUUGGUUAAAAAUUUAAUCAAGCCAGGUCGUCGAGCACCUGUCAAAAUUUGAAAAUGUAUGCACAGUCCGCAGCAAACCUCCGUGCCUCUUCCUUUGCCGAGGACCAGUCUCAUAUUAACUAGUUCUACUUACAAGGCUUUUGACUAUGGCUGAGUAUGAGUAGUGCCAGGUGCUUGUAGCUUAACUCUUGCAUAGUUGCAUGCAUAGGGGCUCAUUCAGUUAUCCAUCCUGUUGCAUGGAAACAAACUGUGGUUUGAUAUUUAACUUAAGAAAGGACUUUAAUAACCAAAUUAGGAGAUUCUAUAGCUAUGUUAUUUUAUGUGGAGCUUUUUCCUUUCUGUUACUUUUCAACUAAAUCUAAUAGCAUUUGCUUACUUCUAAUUUUCAAGGGAGAUGAAGCAUCAUUGCAAAAAGCGCUGCAUUUGGUGUACAACCUCAAUCAGGACUGUGUAGAUGUUCUGUUUUAUGCUUCUUGGUGCCAGUUCUCGAGGAACUUCAGACCAAGCUAUUCAACCCUGUCUUCCUUAUAUCCAUCUAUUCCUCAUUUUGCAAUAGAAGAAUCAGCCAUCAGACCAAGGUGUAAACUUGGUGAAUGUCGUAUCCUCUUAUGUGAGCCAGGUUCCAAGCACAGGUUGCAGAAAUUGCAGUUGAAUUUUCCUAGGACCGUAGCUACCAUGGAUGAUCAUCGUGAUAAUGAAAUACAGGGAAUUGAUGGAGCUAGUCAUCCUACGGGGGAAUCACAAGGUACCAACACUAGUAAAAAGACCAAAUUCCGUGGUCCGUCAAAAGGAGUUCAAGCCAAAAAGCCUAUGCAUCUUCAGUAUAAUCAAUAUGGAAUCCCCGAUGGAGAAUGGUCAGGAGAAUACGGGAAGCAAGUUGGGUCUUGUGCUGCUAGAAUUAACAUUAAUGUGAAAGAAUAUUCAACGUUAGAUGAACACACAAAGAAGGGGUUUUGGGAGGAGACCAAGCUUCUGUUCCACAUUAUUGAUGAUCCGGCUAAAAGGAGAGAAAAAUAUUUUCAUAUGUGUGUGGCGAAACGCUUUGGAGCUUUCAAGUCCAGGUUAACGCGGCGUUGGAUAACUAAGAAAGAAAAAAUGCCGAAACAUCAGACAAAUGACAUGCCUUGGGACAUCUACCAUCAAAUCACAGAGGAUGAUUGGAAAACAUUUGUGAUAGAACGAAACAAGCCGGAGAUGUUGGUUCGUAGAGAAAAAGCAAGUAAAAGUGCAUUACAAAACAAGCACCCACAUCGCACAGGCCAAAAGGGUUAUGUUAGAAAGAGACCAGAGUGGAUAAAUGAUGGGCGACUACCGCCAGAGGCAGCUUUAACCCUCUCAAGUGGCUCCUCCUCAGUGACCUCAUCACUCACCACAGCGCCAGAUAGAUUUAAGAAGUUUAGAUCAGUAGAGUGGAUCUUGGCUCAUCAAGUUAAAAACAAAGAGGGAAAGUGGUGAAGGAAAUAAUGCCCUUGGUCCAAGUAUGCAUUCUAUGUUAAGUCUAAUAAAUGCGGUUCAGUAUUAAUUAAACAAGUUAAUAAUUCAGUGAGAUCAAGUGAGCUGAAUGCCUAGCUAGAGGCCGCUUCAGUUCAAGUGGAAUUAAUGAUAUUAAUCCACAGCUUACUCUCGACUGAACCCGUAGGGUCACACAAAUAGUACGUAAACGGAUCAAGUAUUUAAUGGCAUUAAAUACUCCAUCUAUGAAUAUUCGGAACCGACGGAUCUUGGUUUCAGUGGGAGCUGAGAUCGUCACAGGCAAGAAAUGAAUACUCCGGAAACGAUGAUAUUGCCGGAAACGGAAAUAUGGAUCGUAUCGGAAAUAUGAAUAUUAUCCAAGUCGUAGAUGUUGCCGGAAACGGAAACAUGGUACGUAUCGGAAAAUAUUAUUGGAAAUGGAAAUAUUACCAGAAUCGGAAAUAUUGCCGGAAA